Echinococcus granulosus is the source of this 483-nucleotide messenger RNA. RefSeq lists its product as hypothetical. NCBI's taxonomy places the organism in Eukaryota, Metazoa, Platyhelminthes, Cestoda, Cyclophyllidea, Taeniidae. The transcript has 2 exons. The record is from RefSeq and is a predicted model, not a curated record. The coding region runs from base 1 to 483 and encodes 160 amino acids.
AUGGCGACUUGGCUGAGUGGUGAGUUUUGUACACCGAAGCGUCUCACCGGAAUCCACUAUCCUCAGUGUCGUAUGGCGAUGGUGAAUGACCCGUCACCGCUAGUGUCAAAUUGCAGCUCCGUCUGUUUCCUCGCCAAGAACCUGUGUCUUGUGCGUCAUGGCAACACUCUGUAUGCGGGUCACUUUGUGGCCUACCAGUUACAAAUAGAGAGUGGUGUUGAAGGCGCCAUUGCAAAUGAGUGGAUCCCCAGCUCUGACCGAUACGUCGACCUGAUCCCCUUUACCAGUGUUCAGGAAUGCCAGGUGCAAAAUUGUUUGGCUGAGGCAGGAGGGGGAUCAAAUCCUAGCACAAGGCUCUUUCCUUUUAUCCCCACUAUAGGUCUGUAUAGUUUUUCCCUGAUGCAACGCACGCCUCCACAUCCACUGAAUCCAAGACUGAUGGGGAAGGAUGAGCUUCCGGAAAAGGAGACUAAGCUAAAGUGA